UCAGCCCUGGAUGAAUGGAGUCACAUCCACGAAACCACCGUGGACGAGGUGACUGUCGAGGUCACUGCGGAGGUUGAAGUUGACGAGCGUGAUGCGACGAUGGCAGAAAAUGUCAGUUGCCUUUCGGAAGCAGACGGUGGGGUUGAACAAGCGGAAGCGACGACUACAGAUGUGGAUGAAGGUAAAGAAGAGGGAGGAAUGGAUGAAAAGCAGAGCGAGGUCACAAGGACGCACCAGGCAGACGUUCACCAAGACAACUCCUGCGUCCGUUAAGGCUCGGAGCUCUUCGGGACCUCACGACUGUCCGGACUGCGACAAGAAAUUCAAGUUUGCCUCGUCGCUCACAGCCCACAGGGUCAUCCACACAGGGGAGCGACCCCACCGCUGCUCCGAUUGCGGUCGCCGCUUCUCUUUCCGCCAGGCCCUGGAGCGGCACAGGAAGACGCACAAAACAGGACGCGGUUACAAUUGCGUCAUCCGCGGGGAGACUUUUCAGUCCUCGUCAGGCCGCACCGAGCACAAGCAAACGCACAUUGCGGACGGCACGUACACGUGCCCGCAACGCGAGAGGAAAUUCACCCGGGUGCCGGCGCUCUCGAGGCACCUGAAAAGUCACAACGUGAGGUCGGCGGGCGUCGAGAGCGACGCCGCGGCGGAGGCGCCGGGAAACGCGGCCCCGGAAAACGUCGCCCAGGUCGCUCCCCUCGUCGACGUCCGCACGAGCCGGCGCAAACGAAAACCCACCGCGAAGAUCCAAGCCAUCGACUUGCAGAAACGCACGAACGGCAAGCGGAAACCCGAAGCCACCGGGGAGAGGCCAACGGCCUCGAAGUGUUUGCCCUUCAGUAGUUCAGAGCAUUCAUACGGGUCACCCUCCGUCCUAAAGAAGGAUGCUGAUGAAAGUUGCGCGGCGGACGCCGCUUCGACAGCUUCCUCCCGUCCGGAGCGCUCCCUCCGCCAAGCAGAGAAACGGCGGCGCGUCCAGCGUGUUCACUCGGAGGAUGACGAGACGGCCCUCGCUGACGAGCAAUGUCGUUUUAACUGCCAAGAUUGCGGCAAGAGGUUCAAAUUCCUGUCCGUACUCGAGUCCCACCGGCGCAUCCACACAGGUGAGCAGCCCUUCCUCUGCUCUCAGUGCGGGCGACGUUUCUCCUUCAAGCAGUCCCUGGAGAGACACAAGCAGACACACAGGUCCGGACGCAGGUACGAGCGCGUCACCCGCGGGGAGUUCUCCAAGCGCGUCGCGGCUCAGAGGUCGCGCGCGGAGAACGGCGAGUUUGCGUGCUCCGAGGGCGGCCGCGAGUUCGCGUGGAAGUCUGCCCCGGCGAGGCACCUCAAGACGCACGGCGAGGAUGCGGACAAGGCGGCGAGUUCGCUUAAAUGUCCUCGGUGCGAGCUGAGCUUCAGCUGCGCCAGCUACCUCGCCGGGCACCUGCGCACUCACCGGGAGGAGAGAGGGCACGCCUGCGGCUGCGGCAAGAGCUUCGCCUAUCGGGCGGCGCUCACGGCGCACCAGCGCAUCCACCAGAAAGACAGGCCGCACGUUUGUACGCAGUGCGGCAAGGGCUUCCUCUACAAAGGCGGCCUGGCGACCCACAUGAAGAUCCACUCGGAGGAGAUGCCCUUCAUGUGCUCGUUCUGCGGGAAGUGUUUCAAGAGGGAGCGCAACAUGAAGAAGCACGAGCGCUGCCACACGAGAGAGAACGUCUACAGCUGUUCGCAGUGCGACAAGAGUUUCGUGUACAAGGCCACGCUGAUCAGGCACGAGCUGACGCACUCGGGCGAGAGGCCGUACCUGUGCUCCGACUGCGGGAAGGGCUUCUUUUCCCACGCCGAGCUGCUCAAGCACGAGCGCUUCCACACGGGCCACAAGCCCUUCCAGUGCCCGCAAUGCGAGAAGAAGUUCACCCAGUCGUGCUACCUGACCAUUCACCUGCGCUACCACACGGGCGCGCGGCCUUACUCCUGCGUCGAAUGCGACAAGAGCUUCCUCAGCGCCAACCGGCUGAAAAGACACACGCGGACGCACACGGGAGAGAAGCCCUUCCGCUGCGAGCUGUGCGGCAAAGGCUUCAGGCAGUCCUAUCACCUCAAAACGCAUCAGCGGACACAUAACAAGAUAGCGUGAAGACAAACCUUGGUCUCGAAUUCAAAACGGCUCGCGAAGUAGUGUGAAAUGAUUCACGUCGGUCGCAAUUAAACCUCCUCUGACGCUCGGAUGAAAUUCGCUUGCCUCAUUGAGAUCCAGAGGCUACUCGCAAAAAGUUCGGGAUUUUCGAGUGAAAUUUCAGGAUAAACCGAGAAUGCACUACGAGUGUUCUAGGCGAGCAGCAUCAUCAUCAUUAUUAUUAUUCUAUUCACAGGACACAUUUGCUACGCAAAUGCAUGCAGUGAAUCCAGAAAGUUCUCACAGCGCUACUUUUUCCCAAGUUUACCACAUGAAUAUAAAACGGAAUUAAAAAAUAUAUACUAUGCCUCAAAACUAUACACACAACCGACAAUGAUUUGUGUGAGAUUGUUGCAAAACGUAUCAUUAGAAAAGACCUGCUUAAAAUUGUCAUUAUUCAGUCUUACUCUAAAAUGGAAUAAAUAUUGUUUUUCAAGUAGGACUUUGAUUUGAACCAUUUCGAAAUCAAAUUUUCCAAAAUAUUUUUCACGUUAUCCCGUUGAGAUUAAAAUGACAAUGCAGUUUUAAAGUAUUCACAGCACUUCACUUUCCACAUUUUAUGUUAGCCUCAUUCCAAAAUGGAUUUCAUUUUCCUCUCAAAAUUUUACACGCAAGACCUACUGAUUUUGUAUUUUUUUGGGGGGCAGGGCAUAGUUUUUGUCCUCCCAGAUGAUUUUGUAGGGCGUGGUGCGUGGAAUAGAAUGAAUUUUGGAAAAAGACCGUAACGUUUCAAAAUGUGGAAAAAGCGAAGCGCUCCAAAUACUUUGAUAUACUCAACAGUAGCGAGGCUUCAAAGGGAAGCGGCCACUGAGCUUUGAGUGUCAUCAGCGGGUUGCAGCAGAGACACUGAAAGAGUUCCCAGCAAAGCAUAAAAUGGACAUCGGUCCGUUUGUGGAUGGUGAAUUUUGAUAUUCAGCUUCCUGUCAGAGGUCAAAUUAAGUUCACAUGAGGUUGGAGCGCAUUUGAGGCUCACCCUGAAAUUUCACCCAAAAGCCCAAUAUCAACAACCGUGUCCAGGUUUUAGGGUUUAAUAAUGACCAGAAUUUGUGUAGAAAGCACAUUUUUAUUCAAGUGUGAUUACAAGACAAACAACAUGACUGUUUUUUUUUUAAUCGAGGCUUUGAACAUUUUGUGACGGGAAGACAACUUUUGAAGGGUUUCGCCGAGGUUUUUUUCCCCCAGGUCAACGGCCGCACAGACAGAGCCCACAAUGGUCUUAAUUAGCUUACUUGUUUGAAAAAGAUAUUUUUUUUGGAACAACCGAAGAGGAAUUGAGUUUUUCUAGCUUGGAUUUGGGUGACGAACAGAAAAAGGCCAAAAGGGCAUUUCUAAACUUAGCACCUAAGCUACUAGUGAACGUGCAUAAAGGCUACACGGCAACGUGCAGCGUAAUAGGGCAGUGGUCGCUCCCCACGGCUUUGUUGCGGAUCUUGCUGUCGCACAGAGCGGGCACCAGGGAUGACGACAGCACAAAAUAAUCGAGCCGCCAGCCCACGUUCUUUGACCUGGAAUUCAUCAUGUAGGUCCAGAAGGUGUACGCGUUGGCCCGCUCGGGGUAGAGCUCGCGGAAGCUGUCGACGAAACCGGCCUCCAGCAGCUGGUCGAAGCCCUCGCGCUCCUCCGGGGUGAAGCCGGCGUUUUUCUUGUUGCCCUUCGGGUUCUUCAGGUCGAUCUCCCGGUGGGCGACGUUGAGGUCGCCGCACAGCACGAGGGGCUUCUGCACGUCCAGCUCGCUCAAGUAGGCGCGGAAAUCCACAUCCCAGGUCUUGCGGUAAUCUAAGCGCACCAGGCCUUUGCCGGCGUUGGGUACGUAGGCCGUCACCAGGUAGAAGGUGGGAAACUCUGCGGUGAUGACGCGACCUUCCUUGUCGUGUUCCUCUUUACCUGAGCGAGUGAAGAAAGCCACCAUAAGAAAACGCGCCAAGCGUUAGCAAAGAGUAGGCCGGUUAUUGUUGAGAAUAAGCAACGUUCACAGGAGUCGGGCAUGGAAACGGAAGAUUUUGGAUUGGACCUCACUCCAUCCACUUUUGUCCAGCCUCUGUUAAGGUUACGAACAGUACGGGGGAUACUCGGGCCCAAACGGCUGACAACCUUGAGAAUUGCGUACGAGUUGAAAGAUGGCUUACGGAUUUGAUUUUGAAGAAAUGCAGAAUUAGCUCUAAAGCACACGCGUUUGUGGCAAAGACACCAUAUCUUCCGCUAACAACCCAGGCUAAACUUAGCUCCUCCCCGACCUACGGCCGUUAGUAUCACUUCAACAUACAGCGGCCGGUCUUACGAAAGGAGUUGAAUUCGUUCCGCGCCGGUAACGCGUCGAAAUGAAUCAAAAUACCAUAAAUCUGUUCCAAUGUAAGGGAAAAUACGUAGCACACUAAAAUAUUUGACUGAAUAAAAACCCAGUAACGACGGUUAAAAGGAACGUAGAAAAUGAAACGGUGCCUCGCGAUCGAUUCAUUGCGGCUCCUUCCGGCGCGCGCGACUUGGCAACAGGGUAAAGAAGAUCUGCCUGCAAUCUGCCUACGUGUGUCGAAGCGCCGCUCGCGUUCAAAUAUGUCGCUUAAAGCGCGAGUACACAACCACGCGGAUGGUAUUUGUUCGCCCGUCUGUGUUUUUUUUCUGUUAGCAUUAAGCUAUGCGGUCGUUAUAAUAAAUUGUCUUUGUUUUAUGUUUAGUUUCACGGCAAACUUCAACCGGGAGUGACAAUUAGUUUGAAAGGUUUUGUUUUUAAAGAAUUGCGAAUGAUGCUCAAGUGCCGAGGUAAGUGGCGUUCGCCGUCACUAGUAUACAGGUUUGUACCGCAACCCGUUCGGGCAGCAAAGUACGCAAUCGUUAGACUAGCGCUCACCGAUGCCGUAAGUCACUUUGACGGGCUCCGUUUUGCAAAGCACGGCCACGCCGCCGUAGCCCCCCUUGUCGUCCGACACGCACCAGUACUUGUGCGGGUACUCGGGCAUGGACGUGAUGUCAGCGGGCAGGUUUUUCUCCGCGCACUUGGUCUCCUGCAGGCACAGGAUGUCUGGAUUCUCCUCACGCACCCACUUGGAGGGGAUGAACACAAGUGUUAACGGGGGGAAACAAAAUGCAUUCGCUUUGCCUGGGCUUUUUGGAUUUCAAGCACCAACUCACACUCAGGCCGUUCUUCUUCACCCAAGCUCUCAGUCCGUCCACAUUCCAGGAGGUGAUCUUCAUGUUGGCGUCGCGUCCAUCUUUGCUGGUCAUUUUGUCCGGGGGGUCUUCGUACAAAACGGGGGCUUCUGGUUCCUUAGAUUUCUUGGCUUUCUUUGGAGUACUUUCUGUAAAAUCGGGCACGAUUGCAGCAUACACGUUUAGGAUUUUUUGAAAGCUGUCUUUUGUACUCCUGGACUAACCUGCUGCGGCGUCAUUGUCCCCUUCUGCAGUCGCCUCUUCUGCCUUCUUGCCUCGCUUCAUGCUCGAACGGAGGAAAACGCUUCGCAGACGCACAACACGCACAAGCGCCGCUGGGAAACGGAUAAGAAAGAAAGAGAGAGAAAAAAAAGGAGUAACGUUAAUAUGAACACACACACUUUUUCACACUGGUUUCCAGAGCAAUGUGCACAUGUUUGUUUCAGUUUAUUCUUUCCACAGCCCCGAGAUUGUACGCACAGUAUUAUACCUAUUGCGAUAUUGUUUGAUGUACUUUUUCGUCUAUGUACAAAGCUUGCAAAACACAGGUUUGGAAAUGUGACUGAAUCUCUGGACGUUUAUUAUUAAAGUUAUUUGCAAUGCUUUAAAAAAAAAAAAA
This is a messenger RNA of Phycodurus eques (leafy seadragon), 5930 nucleotides long. RefSeq names its product zinc finger protein 260-like. Gene Ontology annotation, biological process: regulation of transcription by RNA polymerase II. Gene Ontology annotation, molecular function: DNA-binding transcription factor activity; RNA polymerase II cis-regulatory region sequence-specific DNA binding. The transcript has 3 exons. Bases 92 to 2128 code for a protein of 678 amino acids. The record is from RefSeq and is a predicted model, not a curated record. Lineage: Eukaryota; Metazoa; Chordata; Actinopteri; Syngnathiformes; Syngnathidae.